Messenger RNA from Orbicella faveolata, 5058 nucleotides. RefSeq names its product ATP-dependent RNA helicase DDX3X-like. Gene Ontology annotation, molecular function: ATP binding; RNA helicase activity; nucleic acid binding. Lineage: Eukaryota; Metazoa; Cnidaria; Anthozoa; Scleractinia; Merulinidae. The record is from RefSeq and is a predicted model, not a curated record.
UACUCGGCCGGCUGUCGACUGACAUCUGAACAGAAAAACUCUUUGAGUGCAAAGAGUUCAAUUGUCGUUCGCUUUUUCCCCAAUUUUCAUCAAUCAUUUCAAAUAUUUCAUUCGAAAGCUUGAAUCCACUGUUUCUUCCGUUAUGAGUCAUGUGUCCCCAGCAAACUUUCAAGCUCUAGACCAGCGGUUCGCUGGUCUGGACUUGAAUUCGGGCGCCGUCCCCGUAAAUCAACGCGGCGUCGAUCCAAAGUCUCAUCAAGAACGAUACGUGCCGCCUCACCUUCGUAACAGAUCAGGUCCUCCUCCAAACCGAGGAGGCUUCCAAGAGCAAGCCUUCAACCCAGGACCACGGGACUUCCAGCCCAGGGAUCCUUACAGAGAUGGUUUUUACCAACAACAACAGUUCUAUGGAGGGUAUCCUCCCCGUGGUGGUGGACGUGGAUAUGGGAACCCUGGUAUGUACUAUGGCCGUGGAGGAGGAAGUGCCUGGCGAGAUCGAGGCGAUAACAGGGGGCCCUCCAGGGCACCUACCAAUGAUUAUGGAAGAAAUACACAACCACCACCAGAGGAUUGGUCUAAGUUAUUGCCAAAGAACGAACGCAUUGAAAAGGAGCUUUUCAGCAAGCAUAACACUGGAAUAAACUUUGAUAAGUAUGAGGAUAUUCCUGUUGAAGCAACUGGACACGAGGUUCCCCAAAACAUUGAGUUGUUUUCUGAUUGUGACCUUGGGGAAAUUUUGCACCACAACGUUGAGUUGGCCAACUACUCCAAACCUACUCCAGUUCAGAAGUAUGCUAUACCUAUUGUGAAGAGCAAGAGGGACUUGAUGGCCUGUGCCCAGACUGGUUCUGGGAAAACUGCAGCUUUCUUGAUUCCUAUUCUAAGCAGGAUAUUUGAGGAAGGUCCUCCACCACUUCCAGAUGCUCGGCAGCAGUCUCGCCGAAAGCAGUUCCCAAUAAGCCUUGUUUUGGCACCCACUAGGGAACUGGCCUGUCAAAUCUUUGAUGAAUCCAGAAAGUUCUCAUACAGGUCAUAUGUGCGACCUUGUGUGGUGUAUGGUGGAGCUGACAUUGGUGGCCAGCUGAAGGAGCUGGAUCGUGGUUGCCAUCUUCUGGUGGCCACACCCGGUCGUCUUGUUGACAUGCUGGACAGGGGACGAGUGGGGCUGGACUCUUGCAAGUUCCUUGUCUUGGAUGAAGCUGACCGCAUGCUGGACAUGGGAUUUGAGCCACAGAUACGCCGCAUUGUUGACCAAGACACUAUGCCCAAAGCUGGUGAACGUCAGACGCUGAUGUUUAGUGCCACAUUCCCUAAAGAAAUCCAGAUGCUUGCUAGAGACUUUCUAGUGAACUACAUCUUCUUGGCUGUGGGUCGGGUGGGUUCAACUAGUGAGAACAUCACACAGAAGACUAUAUGGGUUGAUGAGUAUGACAAGAGGUCAUUCCUGCUGGAUCUGUUGACUGCUUCAGGUCCCAGAUCUCUGACACUAGUCUUUGUAGAAACCAAGAAAGGGGCUGAUUCAUUGGAGGAUUACUUGUACCGUGAAGGCUAUGAUGCAACCUCUAUUCAUGGCGAUCGCUCUCAGCGUGAGAGAGAGGCAGCUCUGCAGUCAUUCAAGUCUGGCCGCACACCAAUUUUGGUGGCCACAGCUGUUGCUGCUCGUGGCUUGGACAUUCCCAAUGUACGCCACGUAGUAAACUUUGACAUGCCAACUGACAUUGAGGAGUAUGUUCACCGCAUUGGCCGUACAGGACGUGUAGGACAUACUGGUCUUGCCACAUCAUUUUUCAAUGACAAGAACCGCAAUGUAGCCAAGGACCUUGUUGAGCUGUUGAAUGAUACUAAGCAGGAAGUCCCAGGCUGGCUGGAAUCCAUUGCUUAUGAGAGUAGUCAGAACUCAGGCAGGAACCGUGGAAGGAGCAGGCAAUCAGCUGGUGGCUUUGGGUCACGGGACUACAGGCAGCACCAUCACCACCAUGGGGGUGGGGGUGGUGGGCCCCACUAUGGAGGGUACGGUGGAGCUGCAUAUUGGAAUCAUAACCGCUAUGCUGGAGGCGCUGGAGCACAGGAUUGGUGGAACUAGUGCUGUGAUGCUACCACCAAAAGUUGUUACAUCAUGUUUUCUUUGUUUGGUUAAUGUUACAGGUGUUAACCACUUUUAUUCUCUUUGAUGAAAUAAGUUAAAUUUGGGACUGUUGCAUUGGCAAUAUCUGGCAUCAAAUAUGGCAUCUUCAAAUUGAUUGGUGAAGUGUUGUGGAAAAGCGUGUACAAAGGUUUUCCAUAGCGGCAGCUUAUUCAGUGGAUGGACACAGCUUGUGGUCAGAUAAAGUAUAAAGACCACUUGUGGUUUUCACAAAUGUCAGGCUGUAAGGGUGACACAUGCAGGAACCACAUACUUCAGUGUCAAACUCUCUGUUCGUGAUUUCUCUGGAAAUCCUCAAGGAACACAACAAAAUUCAGUUGGCUUGUUCAGUUCUCGUUCAAACUGCUGCUUAUUAGACAGUGCCACAGCAAUCUUCUGCUGUCGUUGUUUUCAAGUUCAGUCAAAAAAUGUCUGGUUGAUAUUUUUUUCAUGCAAAGUUCAUUUGGUACACAAUGAAUUGGGCAACUGUGGAUCAAGAUACACUGACUAUUUAAUAUCUUUGGCGACAUUAUUUUGAAAGUAAGUGUUGUUAAAAGGGUUACAUUAUCUGUGUUGACACAGAUACAUGUGGUCAUUAUCUCAUUGUAGUUGAUACUUAAACAAGUUAUUUUCUUUGGGACUUUUAUGGACAUUGGAAAGGGGCUCAUUUUGUGAGAGGUCCCGUAUUUAUAUUUUGAAUUCGGUCCUUGCAUGGAAAGUCCAUUUUGAGAUGGGCUUCUUUCCUUAGCUUUUGUACUAAUUUUGCCCCCAGUUACAGAUUAUUUCUCAGUUCUACAACUUUUGGGAAUUUUCCUCAAAAAGCCUAUUUGUGACAAACGUUACUUUUAUGCAGUCCUAGGAAAAGAGUCACUGUGUUGGGCAAGAGCUCAAACGUCUUGUUUUUCGGAGCUUCUCCUUAUUGCAUUAGCAGUUACAAACAACAUGUAGUUAAGCACAAAGUUAAUUACUCUCUGUAAGCACAGAGAUUAUGUUUUGAAAAUUUAAGAAAUUUUCAACCAGCUGUUUAGGUCAGAAAAAUUCCUAGCGAGCCAACCAAGUGGAUAAGAACUUGGGAGAUUUCUGAACAAGCAGUUUAUUGCAAUUACAAAAUAUGAAAAAUCCAGUGGAUGAAUGUGGACUCACUACACAACACAUCUUAGUUAGGUCAACUUGUUUUAUUAUAGAUACUGACUCUAUGGGCAAAAUUGUGAAAGAAUUUUGUCUUAACAUGUCUUAAGAGCAGAACAGAAGACAGAGUUUUCCUGCUGUUAUUUAGUGUCAAUCCUUGAUGAAAACGUUUCAUUCAUCUCGGUUCUACAGAUAGAUAGUACCCUAGUUCAAAAUAGUUCGUCUGAAAAGUAUUUAUCAUAGAACAUGGCCCUUGAGACAUUAGACGGAAUAUAGAUAUUAUUAUAUAGAAGUAUACAAUGUCUUUUGAUUAAGACUGCCACUAAGAAACACAAAUAGAUAUUCGAGAAGUGAGAUUUAAGCACAAGGGAUAAAUGUAUUAGCUUUGUGCUUUAGCAGGAUACUGUUCAUUGUGCAAAGGGAUUUUUAGUGCCUCUUGUAUUCUGAGUUUAAGCAGGAAAACUCAGGUUUUAGUUUCAUGUGUGUAUAAGGGUCAUAGUAGGCAGAUUUUGUAGUCAUUGUAACAAGAUAACGUUAUUUUGUAACGGAUGACGUCCACUAUAAGAUUAUUUUGUAAUAUUGCAGAUCGCUCUGCUUUAGACUAAGAAAAGUUGUGUCGCCAAAGUAUUUAUGGAUUUAAACUAAAGUACCAGAAGAAAAAAUGUUCCCGUUUUCGAAAAUCAGAAAGGUUUUAAACAAAUAGUUUCAAAGAAUAUUUUAUUUACAAAUUCUUGCAUGAAAUUAAGAAAACAGUAAUAAUUUAUGACGCCUUUUUUUGCCUUCGUCUGAAAAGGGCCAAGAAAGUGAAGAAUUUCACUUUUUCAUGCAGUUAAAUUGAAAAGCAUUUGUAUCAACAAGGAUAAAGCAAGCAUCAAAAAGACACUGUAAUUAUAUUGCAUUUAAUGAAAGUACAAUGUAAAUUAAAAAUAAGGCGUCAAGACUAGUGCUCAAGAACAUUCAUUAUUUUUAAGACCAUUAUGCAUUAAGCCGGAAUUAUUGAUGCUUGUGAAUUUGUUCCUACAUAACCUUUAAGAUGUUUUUCUUUUCAGAUGUUUAAUUUUUGUUGAGUUACAAAGAAAUUGAAAAUGUGGGAAAUGAAAAUCAAGGUUUCCAUGUUCAGUUGGUUAUCCUUCUUAAAGUUAAAUUAGAAUACACUUAAAAAAAACCUUUCUAACUACAAAGUGCUCUAACUGAACGGAAAAUUCUUAGUUUACUGUUAAUGAUCUCUAGAGUAUUUAUAUUGGUCAGAAAACGGGAAAAGUUAAGCAGAGAAAAAGUCACUGUACCCGGGUGGGAUCAACAAGGUAGCCUUUCGAAAAUCAGAAACUACAACUGAUAUUCUGCAAAUGUCAGGGAUUUAGAUGCUAAGAAUUUAACUAAGUAUAACUUGUGGUAAAAGCCAAAUUUUGUUCCAAAGCCACUUAUGCCUUGCACCCUAUACAUCUGUCCAAGGUAAAGCCGUGACACACAUGACGUAAUAUACUCGAGGUACGACACACGAGAGAUUUUGUGACGAGUCACGGAAGUCACGCCAACGUGUUACCAUAUAGCAUGAAGUUGAAGAUUGCUUUGGGAGAAAGUUUGGCCUCUAUCAGGGUACUUUUGCUUACAAAUCUAUAAAUUGUGUUCAGAGGUAGCACGAUACCUGAUAGCGUUCUAUCAACACAGUUGCUGUAGCCUUCAUAUUUCAGUUUAAGUAUAUUCUGUUUAUGCAGGUUGUUUUUUGGGGGAAGAGUUCACUGCCAAGGCAGUCAGGUUAUUUGUAUUUGAUGUCAGAAGCCAAUAAAUUAUUACCAUUAUAGUGAUAA